Messenger RNA from Anas platyrhynchos (mallard), 1058 nucleotides. RefSeq names its product nucleoside diphosphate kinase. NCBI's taxonomy places the organism in Eukaryota, Metazoa, Chordata, Aves, Anseriformes, Anatidae. The record is from RefSeq and is a predicted model, not a curated record. Gene Ontology annotation, molecular function: nucleoside diphosphate kinase activity. Gene Ontology annotation, biological process: CTP biosynthetic process; UTP biosynthetic process; GTP biosynthetic process.
GAAAAACGCGUUUUGAUGCCUGGCGUUAGCCGCUGUUUACCAAGCGUUCAGUUUACAGCCCCGUGCUCGGGUCUGCACCCCUGUGGGGGGAGAACGGGGGCAGGAGGAGCAGGGAACGGGAGCCUUGAGGGGCUUCGAGGGCAGCUGUGGAGGAGGCCGGGUGCCUCCGGCUGCCACAGCGAGGCCCCAACAGCUGCCUCCCUCCCGGGCGGGCCGCCAGGCGCUGAGGCAGCGCGGCCACCGCGAGGCCCGGCGGCUGCCCGGCUUCCCCUCAGCGGCCCGGCCCGGCUUCACCUCAGCGAGCAGGGGCUGGCGGCAGCAGGCGGGAGGCGCAGACGAGCCCCCAGCCCCGCCGGGCCCGCCCCUAAGCGCCGCGGGGCGGCCGUGAGGAGAGGAGGAGCCGCCCGCCCGCCUCCUCCUCCUCUUCCUGCGGCGGCUGCGGAGCGGGAGGCUGCGACGAGCACCAUGGCUGCCAACUGCGAGCGCACCUUCAUCGCCAUCAAGCCCGACGGCGUCCAGCGGGGGCUGGUGGGGGAGAUCAUCAAGCGCUUCGAGCAGAAGGGGUUCCGCCUGGUCGCCAUGAAGUUCGUGCACGCUUCUGAAGACCUUCUCAAACAACAUUACAUUGACCUGAAAGAUCGACCAUUCUACCCUGGUUUGGUUAAAUACAUGAACUCUGGACCUAUUGUGGCAAUGGUAUGGGAAGGCCUCAACGUGGUUAAAACUGGUAGAGUAAUGCUAGGGGAAACCAACCCAGCAGACUCAAAGCCUGGUACCAUCCGUGGUGACUUCUGCAUUCAAGUAGGAAGAAACAUCAUUCAUGGCAGUGACUCUGUAGAAAGUGCUCAGAAGGAGAUCAACCUGUGGUUUAAACCUACGGAACUCGUUGACUUCAAGUCUUGUGCACACGACUGGAUCUAUGAGUGAAGUGAGCUUCCACAAGGAAUUGGGCCUCUUAACGUGUCAUCUCAUUCCAGCCAUUGAUCUGGGAGCAAUUAUCACCACGGUUAGCUUAGUCAUUUUUCAGCAUUAUCAAAUAAAAGGAUGAUACAAACUAA